Carassius auratus (goldfish) is the source of this 1244-nucleotide messenger RNA. It is a transcript of the gene clrn2, whose product is annotated as clarin 2. Bases 263 to 964 code for a protein of 233 amino acids. The transcript has 3 exons. The record is from RefSeq and is a predicted model, not a curated record. Lineage: Eukaryota; Metazoa; Chordata; Actinopteri; Cypriniformes; Cyprinidae.
CUGACCGCUUUAUAUCUGGUUUCCUGGUUUUUUUUUCUAUCGCUAUCUACCUCGCGCUCCUUCAGUUUAGUAUUGGGGUAUUUAGCUUGCAUUGUUGCACUUACCGCAAAUAUACUGCAAACCGGUUGUUUGUGAUGAAGUUUUAAACUCCAUCGUACGUUACCGCAGAGUUGGCUCGCGGUAGCGGAGAGAGGCGGACGCCGCGCGGGGUCGUGUUACUUUGCGUCUUGCUUUUUAUAGGAGGAAUGGGGUGAGAAGUGAAAUGCCAACUGUCUGGAAACAGAUCGUGUUCUCCUUCGCUUCUGUACUCAGCAUCGGUUCUGUGGUACUUCUGGUUGUGGCGCUGGCCACGGAACGCUGGAUCACCGGAACCACACUGUGUCAGACAGGAGUGGAUCUGGUGAACGCGUCUAGUCCAGAGUUCGAGCAGUUUACGGGACACAUUUACUACGGGCUCUUUCAGGGCGGGAAAACACGAAGAUGCGGGCUCGGGAUCCGCCGCUCCAAAAUAUACAUUUUCCCAAAGCUCAUCAAAAAAAUCAACAGUGGUCUUCACAUGAUCAUAAUUUUCUUCCUUUUCAUUGCUAUUAGCUUUGCAGUACUCAGUUUAGCUUUCUGUAUAUAUAAUGCCAGAAAAGUUCCUUACCAGUCUAUUAAAGGACCUUUUGGCCUCUACAUCUGGAAUUUCAUUGCAGCUCUGUUCAGUGCAAUGGGCUUUGCAUGUUUCCUCGCAGCAAUCCAGUGCCAUCAGCUCACAGAACAUGUGGCUAACUACCGUGAGAGUCUUUUUACCCUUGUGAUCCUUGAGGAGAAUCUUGGUUUCUCCUUCUGGUUGUGUGUUGCCAGCGCUGUAACACACGGAGUUAACAUUCUUGUAGUAGCCUCCAGUAAAAUUCAUCUUCCUAAAAUACAGACUAAGAAACCAGAGGAACCCACAGCCACUGGAGAUGAUUUUCUCUACUGAAGAAGGAUGAGCUGAAUGCAGGUCAGAGAUGAGGCUGUGCAUAUGAGCCAAACAGAGUGUUUAUGUGACCCUACAUCUACUAUACCUGAAGUGAUUCAUUAGGUGAUAUGAUGUUAUGACUACAGACUGUGGUAGUCAUACUGAAUCUGUGGUUUCUAUUACACAGCUUUAUUAUGUGGCAUAUACUUAAAAGAAAAAUCAUUUCAAUAUGCUGUUUGUUUUGGAGGACAGCAAAAUGUUUUUGACUGACACAGGUUAUGGACAACUGCAGGUUUUCCAA